CUGCCGCCGCCGCCGCCGCCUUUCUGUCUCCUCUCUCCCUCCGUACUGGACUCGGGUGCAUUUCCGGCCCGGGGGAAUUUGGCUUCGACCCGGCCGGGGCGCGCGGGUGGCUGCGGCCGGCGGCCCGCGGGGUGGGCGUGCGCCGAGGUCUCCGUGCGCCCGGGGGCCCGAGCGGCCGCCAUGGCCGACGUGAGUGUGGAUCAGUCCAAGCUGCCGGGCGUGAAGGAAGUGUGUCGAGAUUUUGCUGUCCUGGAGGACCACACCCUGGCUCAUAGUCUGCAGGAACAAGAGAUUGAGCAUCAUUUGGCAUCAAACAUUCAGCGGAACCGUCUGGUCCAGCAUGACCUGCAGGUGGCUAAGCAGCUCCAAGAGGAAGACCUGAAAGCCCAGGCUCAGCUCCAGAAGCGCUACAAAGACCUUGAACAGCAUGAUUGUGAAAUUGCCCAGGAAAUUCAGGAGAAGCUGACUAUUGAGGCUGAGAGACGACGCCUUCAGGAGAAGAAGGAUGAGGACAUAGCACGUCUUUUACAAGAGAAGGAGCUACGAGAAGAGAAAAAGAGGAAGAAGCAUGUUCCAGAGCCUUCUGGGGGCAGUGCUUUUGGAGAUGGCUGCUAUUAUGACGAUGGAGACCAGCCAAGGUCAAGGAGGGCCAGGGAAUUGGGUUCUGGAUACUCAAGUUUUUCUAGACUCCAAAAUGAUGGGAAGACUGUAAAGCAGAAGAAGGAGAAACCAAGACAUCUAUUGGAGAACUUGGAAGAGCUGGAGGAACCCUGUUCUUCAGAGAGAUCGGGCAGAGGGAGGGAUGCCCAGACUGCCAUUGAUCAGCAUGAAAGAAAGCGGGCUGGUCAAGAGAGGCUCUGGAAACCUCCACUUCCAAAGAUCAGCGGUGAGGUGUUUCUGAGCACUGAAUCUGAUGACUGGGAAGCUAACAGUAGCCCUCGAACUCGGAGUUGGGACAAACAGUCCCGGCACCAUGGCAGACUUUCACCCAAGUCUUCACAGAAAACAGGGCUUCCCUCUAAGGAAAUUGUGUGUGGGAGGGACCUUGGGCAAAGUGACCACAGAGAAAGGAGACGUAAGCCCAGGACUCCUCCCUUCUCAGAGGAUGAAGAACUUCACUACCACCAUGAUGCAGGAAUGAAACCAAGGGGAGUAAAAGAAGCUGUCUGUACUUCUGCACGAGCGACCCACAGGGACCAGGAGUGGUAUGAUGCUGAAAUUGCCCGGAAAUUGCAAGAGGAAGAACUUUUGGCUACACAUGUGGACAUAAGAGCAGCUCAGGUUGCCCAGGAUGAGGAAAUUGCUCGACUUUUGAUGGCUGAAGAAAAGAAAGCUUACAAGAAAGCCAAAGAGCGAGAAAAGUCAUCUUUGGACAAAAGGAAACAUGACUCUGAGUGUAAGUCAAAAGCAAAGUCAACACAUACAAAGUCAAAAGAGAGUGAAGAAGCACACCGUUCCAAGAUUGACAGGCCGGCACGACCACCACCUCCUACAGUGAUGGGCCCUGAGGAUCUGGACCAUACCCAUUUUACAAACCAGCACAGUGCCACUCGUCAUUUCUCAAAGUCAGAGUCCUCACACAAAGGUUUCCAUAAUAAGCAGUAAAACAAAACAAACAUGGGAUCUGCCUUGAAAAUGGACUUACUGUAGCAGAUAUUAACUGAAUGAUACAAAAUGCAUUCCACGUUGGCUGUUCUCCUUCUAUGUGCCAUUCCUGGGAAUUAUUCUCAAGUGUUUUCCUAACUAUAAAAAAUUUCAGUUCACUUCAAAUAUUUUGGUUAUUCUGGUCACGUGGGCAGUGUAAGGAAAUAUAGCUUCUGAAUAUUGGCCACCUCUUCUCUGAAUGGAUUUCCUGGGAUGUAAUUAGAACUGUGUGAAAUGACACUUGCUAGGUAUAGGAUAUUGGCAUCUAGGGACUAGGGUUUAUUAAGCAAUUAGAAGUGUACAGAGAUAAAUUAUCAAGUAAAUCAUAACAUUUUGAUCAAAGAAAGUAUAGUAAAGUAUAUGAAUAGCCACUUUGUUGUUUAUUAGUACGAUACUUUGAAGGAUAUAGUUUUUGGUUUUUAUCCUCCAGAAAAAGUAGAAUCACCACAGUAAAAUAUAGGGAGAAAUGCCCAGAGCAGUGGAAGUCGUCUGUUAUUCUGAAUGCGUGGAUUGGAGCAGGAGAGGCUCUAGAUAGCUGUGUGACCCGUUAGGAAAGUUGCUCUGGUAUCGUUCUUGAGCACUGUGCUGCUAUUUCCUCAGUAGCAAGUCUUUCUGAAGGCUUUAGGCAAAGCAUCACGUGCUAAUAUUUACUAGUAAAAACCUUAAUUAUCUGAUACUUUCACUCAGGUUCAUGAAGAGUCAGCUGAAAAUUAAAGAAAAAAAAUAGCCUUUCAUAGCCUUGAUUUUCUAAUUUAAUUGUGGAGCCAAAGGAAAUAGAACAGUUUUCCUAAGAGUUGAUGCCAUCAGUCUUACUUACUGUGUCCAUCAAGCGCCUUGCUCCUAGGAUGGAGCAGUUUUGUUGGCAACCUCUCAGUGAGGUUUUAUGACCUGUCAUAAUUAGACUAAUUCAACAUGGAGUUGAAUUGAUGAAGUGAGUCAUUAUCCAGGUAUAUAGUUCUGCUGUUUUGUUGAUGGCCGUUGUAUUCCUUUCCACAAGACCUUUAAACUCCCCUUUAAAACUUCAGUCUUUGUCUGGCUGCUAAUUGAUAGAAGUGUUUAUUUGUCCAUACCACUUAGUUAAUAUAAAUGCCAGCGAAGCUAUGUCUAUAUCUGAUUGACAUCCUCCCAGCUGGACUUGCUGUUCUUGUCAUUGUAUGGAUUUUUUUAUUGUUGUUGUCAUUUCAGUAAGCUGUUUUUUAGGAAGGGAGAAAAUAGGUUGCUGAGAGAGAAAUCAUUUAGGGACUGCCUGCCUUCCAUUUGCCUUGUCUUUCCAGAGGAUUUUAACCUUGGGGAGGAUUCUGGGCGGCUGCUCCCAACAGAUUCUGACCUCUGAUUGUCUGCCUUUGGUUUCAUAAAGUUACAUAUGAUGGAAAUUUCAGUGCAAAGCAGCUAAGAGUGAAGCUGUGGGCAAGUGUUAAUCUGAGAAGACACAGGCAGAGCGGUGCAGACAUUUUGGGAGAGUGGAGAAGAGGGAACUUAGAGGCCUGAGUGUGGCCAUGAAAUACAGAGAGGAAGGUCUUCCUUCAGACAGAUGGAAAGCCCAGCCUUAAGUCAGAGUCGGCACAAUGGUUCCCAUAGCAAAGCUUAGUCUUGUUGCCUUUGCUAAUCUCUAUCUUUCUUUAUCUGCCCGGUGAUUUUACAUCAUGUUUGUUAAAGAUAUUUUGUAAUGGAACCUUAAAAAGUAUAGUUGCAUUUUUAUUUGAUAAUUAGACAAAACAGGCAACCUCUUUUGCCAUAUUUUUGUUUUAUAAAUGUUUAUUUUUCUAUCUCAUGAAAUGGUCACUUUUACUUUAAAAAUGCGUUUUUUUGGGGUUUUUUUUUGUUUUUUUUGCUUUUCAUGUUCUUCAAUUCAUCAUAUUUAUUAUUGUAAAAUGGACAUGUUUCAGUUUAAAAAUUCCAAGCCAGAAUGCUGUAGGCUUACCUGUUGUGGUGGAUGGCCAAAGGUGGUGCUGCCCUGGGAUAGCCAGCUUAACAUCAGUAUUGGAAAACUUCUUACUUUUUAAAAGUUUUUUUUUUUUUUAAGGAGUAGAAUUUUAAACUAUUUUGUUUAUUUUUUGUAAAGUAAACAGAUUUUUAAGAGUAUCAGUAAUUAUUUACCUAUGACUAAGAAGAUAGAAAAAUGUUCUGAAUUAUUCUUAAUGUUCUCAAAUUUUUGCUAUCACUCAAAAAUAAUGCAUCUUUGAGAUGAUAGGAGCACCUACUAGUUCUUAAUGAACUGCCACUUUUCACUGUGGUUUCUGCUUUUUAAUUUGUCCUUUUGAUAUAAAAAUGAAAGCAUUUAUCGUGUUCCUCCUGUUGUUGCAGUACACACAGCUUAAUUGUUAGGUACAGGCUGUAUUCUCUUUUGCUGUCAAUAUAUAGACUUGUUCUUCUGGCCUUGAGAAGUCUUUUGUUUCUAAAUUUCUCUGUAGGUCAUGCCCUUAUAACACCAGUAUUACUGAAUGAGCACAGUAUGUUAAGGAGCCGCAUCACAAGGCUACUUGACAUGAUACUCUCUCCUUCCCUUUCUUAAAGUUUUUUAACUGUUACUUAGAAAAGAGGGUAGUUAAAAGUCAGAUUAAAUAUGCUGACUUGAAAGAAAAUUGAUUCCAGUAUUCAGGGUACUGUAUUCCAGCUACUGUUAGUCAUAUUUGCUUUGUUGGGAGAAUAGAUAACUGCUUCUUUUGUUCUCAAAGAAUAUUGAGAAUUUUUAAAGUGACUCUGUCAUUGAAAUGCUGUGGGUCAAGUGAUUUUAUGACAAAUGGCAGUAUAGUAAUGAACUAAAAUACAAAACAUCAACAACCAAACUAUAGACUUUAGAUGUCUUUGAGAAAGAUCUAAAAUAUGAAGAGAGAUGUGCAUAGAUAGACACUAGAAGAAACCUUUUCGUAGAGGCAUUGGUCACAAUGUCCUAGAUAACCAUAUUCUAAAAAUGUAACCUGUGUUCCAUUGGACUCUUCAACACUGUCAUAGCUUCUCGAAAUCUGUUUGUGCCAAAUUGAAAAAAAAAAAAAAAGCCAAGCUACUAUAAUAUGGUGCAUUAAUUCUGUUUACUACCUAAGUGGUUAACAUUUUAGAGCCUUGAUUUUUAAUGAGUAAUACCUUUGUAUAAAACUCACUUUGGGAAAUAUGAAGAUCUAGUAUUCUUGAUACUUUUUUUGGUUUUUGAGACAGGGUUUCUCUGUAAAACAGUUCUGGCUGUCCUGGAACUCGCUCUGUAGACCAGACUGACCUUGAACUCACAGAGAUCCACCUGCCUCUGUCUCCCCAGUACUGAGAUUAAAGAUAUGUGUCACCACUACCUGGCUAUUCUUGAUACUUUUUAAGAUAACUUCUGAUUGGCUGAGAUCAUCAGCCUAAUGAAGGGAUGAGGCCCAUGCAGAAAUAACUCAGAGAACAAACAGAAUAGAGCUUGAAAUAAAUGGCUUCUUCCAUUUGGGGAGGACAGUGUUUGUGGGGGGAGCAUUAAUACUAAAAGGAAACAUUACUCACCUUGAUUUUACUGCCUAUGUGUGCCAUGGCAUGUUCUUUUUAGAAUAAUCUCUAAAAAACUCAAAACCUGAUCUUUCAGGAAAAAAAAAGAUUUUUAAAGUAUAUAACGUGUGUGUUAUAUGCUGUUCAUAGCAAAGAUGUGUCACCCCACCUCUCUCCCUAUCUGUUGAUGCCUGUGUGCUUUAGAGCCAUAGCUGUGUAUCUGACUGGUGACAGGAUGCUUAUUUCUUCCUAUGCUGUGGUAGGGCAAUGUAGGCAGAGAGAGGCCUACUAUCUGGUGUCCUAUUAAUGCUGCAUGGAGCAGUUGUAUCCAAAUAUGUUGUGGAAGUUUUUUGUUUGGCUGGUUUUUAUCAUGUAAGACAAUUAAAGGGAAGACUCAGAGGCUUUUGUUGCUUCUGCUGUGUAAUUCAUCAGAAAUGAUCACUUUACUUGGAGGGUUUCCAAGAAAGCAAGACUAAGCUCGGAAAACAUUAAUAAUAGAGUCAUGUUUCUGAUGAGCCCUGCACUUUAUGUCAGCAAUGUCUGUGAAGAUCAGUUUUGCCUUAAAUUACUUUAGUCCAACUGAGGCCAUUGUGUUUGGUAUAUAUAAACUCCUCCUGUGAGCGCUCCAUUGGCAUACAAUUCAUAGAAGAGCCUCAAACAUCAUCAUCAUCACCAUCUGGAGCUUUGAACUUCUCGCACUGUACUUGGGUUGACUUAUAAUAUUAAUAGAUGCAUUUCUCAGUUCCCUGAGUAGCAGAGGCAUGGCCAGAAGCAUUGCAAAGGGAGAAGUCCCUGGCUGGAAUAUUCAUACGCAGUGAUAACUUUCUGAACAGUUGAGAGCUUCCUGUUCCAUUUUAUGGUGACUGUGCAAAAGAUAUUCUAAGGGUUAUAUGGUUCAGUGGCAACAUUAGGAUUAUUUUUCAGAAUUUUAGCAAUUAUCUUUGUGCAUUGGAAUGUUUAUUUACCAUUAACAAAAAUAGGAGAAAACCAAACAAACUGGAGAUACUUAUUUGACAUGGUGAUGUGAAGAGUGUGGGAGUUGAUUACUUAUAAAAGAGAUUAAGACAGAGAAGCUAGAAGAGCAGCUUUUAGAGGCCGUGUUUGAUGCCACAGACAAGCACAGUCAUGUAAGUAAUCACACAAGUGUUUGCCACUGAAAGCCAUUCUCUUCCCUUAGAAAUCUGAGCACUGCUACUGAACAUCUUCAUCAGUGGUUUAAUAUGCCUUUGUGUGUUUGCAGCAAAUAGAAAGUGGUUUUCUCUUUAAGUUGCUUUUCAUGGUAUGCUGAUUUCAGCAUUCUAGAUCAGGGCAGAAUUAAUUAUGUAACUGUAUUGUAGGGUUCAAAUAUGAAAAAAGGUUUGAGUAACAAAUCAGCAAGAAUUGCAAACAGUAAAGAGUAGGCAUUGAGAGGCUAUAUGGUGAUGAAUUAUAUACUUUGGGUAUAUUCUGCUACAUUGAAUUCAGACUGUAAUUGCUGAAAUUGAUUCUAGCUAAAAAUUUGCUAAGAGCAUUGGGUAUUAGAAGUUUUGUACUUCUGAGUAAAUUUUCUCUAAAUUCCCACAGGCUAUAGCUUUAGCUCUGCGUAAUCCGAAAAGCAGAUGUCCUUUCUCAAUGAAAGCUGUAUUUUUCAUGUAGCUUUUAAUGAGCAACCAGAUAUUAAUUUCAUGAAAUAAUGUAAAUAUUAGAAAGUGGAAGGGGGAAAUGGCAUAUAAAAUUGACAUUCUAAAAUGACAAGUCUUUGUAAUGCUGGGCAUCUCCUAAGAACAAUCUAUCCCUGUAAAACAUUUGAAAGGUGCUAGAAUUGAAAGUACAAGUUUGUUACGUAAAUCAAGUUUCUCAGGAAAUUUGAGAUGAUACAGCCAUUUGUCUUAUAAUUUGGAGAGAUAAUCUCUUGAGUUAAGCUCUGCAGGAAGCACACUUCAUUUGUUAAGAGCCUUUUAGGUAUGGUGAAGUAGAUAUGCUUAUGAAACACAUGAAAUGAAAUCCCAAGUGCUGGUCGGUUUAUAGUCCAGGGAGUGGGGUAUAAUGGCUGUGAAGUACGUAUUUCAUGGAGCUGAUCAGAACUUCAAUAGAAUAUUGUCUCUUGUCUGAAGAAAGAGACCACCUCAAACCACAUGCCUAUCUAGAGAUUGAGUAAAACUGUGAGGGACACUGUGUGAAUGCCUUAAGGUGACUGGUGGAGGUACUGGUGGGCAUGUAUGCGCCCAUCUGAAUUAGGCUGUGGAAAACAGUCUAUUCCAAACCAUCUUCGUACAGCCCGAGUUGCUCCGGUCCAUAACCUUGUUGAGGAAGAUGAGAAAUAUGGUGCUGGCUACUUCAUGUGUCUGGGAGGCUGACAUCAUUGGUUAACAUCCCUAAGGCACUGUCCAGUGCCCAAGCCUUCCUUCAGUACCACUGUACAUCUACAUCAGUUCAUCUAUGCAAGCUUGUGUUUUUGUGGUUUGUAUUUUACACCUGAACAUCAGGUUUAGCAUUGGUGUUAUAAAUAAUUUUUAAACCAAAGUAUUGUAUGAGUAAAUCUGUGUGCUUUGUUUCUGUGAGUGGUUUGAGGUAAUUACCUAUCUUGUCUUCUCUUAAUAAAGUCAUCCGUUUAUCAAGUCAA
This is a messenger RNA of Peromyscus californicus insignis, 7699 nucleotides long. RefSeq names its product coiled-coil domain containing 50 (gene Ccdc50). The record is from RefSeq and is a predicted model, not a curated record. The coding region runs from base 181 to 1605 and encodes 474 amino acids. The transcript is spliced from 12 exons. Gene Ontology annotation, cellular component: cytoplasm. Lineage: Eukaryota; Metazoa; Chordata; Mammalia; Rodentia; Cricetidae. Gene Ontology annotation, molecular function: ubiquitin protein ligase binding.